Messenger RNA from Exophiala dermatitidis NIH/UT8656, 1365 nucleotides. RefSeq names its product mannan endo-1,6-alpha-mannosidase. Gene Ontology annotation, biological process: fungal-type cell wall biogenesis; carbohydrate catabolic process. The transcript has 2 exons. Gene Ontology annotation, molecular function: mannan endo-1,6-alpha-mannosidase activity. The record is from RefSeq and is a predicted model, not a curated record. Bases 1 to 1365 code for a protein of 454 amino acids. Lineage: Eukaryota; Fungi; Ascomycota; Eurotiomycetes; Chaetothyriales; Herpotrichiellaceae.
AUGAAGCCGUUUCGAAGGAGAUCGGUCCGGGCGACUAUUAUCUCAGCCAUUCUUUUGGGCCAACAUGUACAGGCGAUAACACUUGAUUUGAACAGCACCGACUCGAUCAAAGCGGCCGCCAAAACGAUCGCAGCCGAGAUGGUCUCAUAUUACACGGGCUACAAACCUGGCGAUACGCCUGGAAACCUGCCGUCGCCGUACUACUGGUGGGAAGCUGGAGCCAUGUUCGGGGCAUUGAUUGACUACUAUUACUUUACUGGCGACGACACGUACAACAACAUCACGACCCAGGCCAUGCUUCACCAGGUCGGCACCGACAACGACUUCAUGCCAGCGAAUCAGACCAAGACCGAAGGGAAUGACGACCAAGCAUUUUGGGGCAUGGCUGCUCUCUCGGCGGCCGAGAACAAAUUUCCAGAUCCCCCAUCAGACGAACCGCAGUGGCUGGCGCUGGCACAGGCCGUGUUCAACACGCAGGCGGCCCGAUGGGACAAUUCAUCAUGUGGAGGCGGGCUGAAAUGGCAGAUCUUCUCCUUCAACAACGGAUACAAUUACAAGAACACCAUCUCCAACGGAUGCUUCUUCAACAUGGCCUCCCGUCUGGCCGUGUAUACCGGAAAUCAGACCUAUGCCGACUGGGCGGUGCGGAUGUGGGACUGGUGCUCCGCCAUUGGCCUUCGGGACGACAAUUACAACUUCUAUGAUGGCAGCGACGACACCCUGAAUUGUACCGAACUCGACCACCUUCAAUGGACCUACAACGCCGGCACGUUCCUGGUCGGAGCUGCCAACAUGUACAACUAUACAAAUGGCAGUCAGGUAUGGGAGGACCGAUUGAACGGCAUCAUCGGCAACCUGAAGAUCUUUCUGAAGAACGACGUCAUGUACGAACAGGCAUGCGAAACGGUCGGCACAUGCAAUAUCGACCAACGCUCAUUCAAGGCCUAUCUCGCCAGAUGGAUGGCCGCCGCGGCCGUCAAGGCCCCUUUCACCUAUUCUUCUCUCAAGCCGAUCCUGGAAGCCUCUGCAAAGGCGGCCGCCGCCGUCUGCACCGGUGGGUCCAAUGGUACCUCUUGUGGGUUGAAGUGGACAACAGGCUCUUUCGACGGCAGCACGGGCGUCGGCGAACAAAUGUCGGCGCUCGAGGUCAUCCAGUCCAACCUGAUAGACAUCACCUCCGGUCCCGUCACGGAGACCACAGGCGGCACCAGCAAGGGCGAUCCAGACGCCGGAACUUCAAGCGACAUAGGUCCAUCGGACCUGAAUCAAGAGGAAGUCACCACGACCGACAAGGCUGGCGCCGCCAUCAUGACUGUUCUGAUCGCCUUUUUCGUUGUCGGUGGCGCCUGGUGGAUCAUAAUCUGA